This is a messenger RNA of Solanum verrucosum, 1674 nucleotides long. Its product is annotated as phenylacetaldehyde synthase-like. The transcript has 3 exons. The record is from RefSeq and is a predicted model, not a curated record. Bases 59 to 1582 code for a protein of 507 amino acids. Gene Ontology annotation, biological process: amino acid metabolic process. Gene Ontology annotation, molecular function: pyridoxal phosphate binding; carboxy-lyase activity. NCBI's taxonomy places the organism in Eukaryota, Viridiplantae, Streptophyta, Magnoliopsida, Solanales, Solanaceae.
CUCAUUCCAAGUUUAAGAUCUCCAAUUAUACAAAAAAUAUUCCUCAAAUUAUUGUACCAUGGGUACUAUGAAAAUCAACCCAGAACAUGAAUUUGAUGGUCAAUUAUCCAUCAACCCAAGUAGUAGUAGACUUUUAGACCCAGAGGAGUUUAGAAGGCAAGGCCAUAUGAUGGUUGAUUUCCUUGCUGAUUACUUCCAAAAUAUCGAAAAAUAUCCUGUUCGUAGUCAAGUUGAACCAGGUUAUCUUAAAAAAAUAUUACCAGACUCCGCGCCAUAUAAACCUGAACCAAUAGAAAAGAUACUGGAAGAUGUGGAAAGGGAUAUUUUUCCUGGGUUGACACAUUGGCAAAGUCCAAAUUUCUUUGCUUACUUCCCUUGUACUUCAAGCACUGCUGGGAUUGUAGGUGAAAUGUUAAGUGCUGGUCUUAAUGUAGUUGGCUUUAGUUGGAUAGCAUCACCAGCUGCUACUGAACUAGAAAGUAUUGUCAUGGAUUGGCUUGGGAAAAUGAUGAAUCUUCCCAAGACAUACCUUUUCUCUGGUGGGCAUGGUGGUGGAGGUGUUAUACAAGGUACAACUUGUGAAGCUAUGUUGUGCACUAUUGUUGCUGCAAGAGAGCAAAUGUUAGAAAAAGUUGGAAGAGAGAACAUUGAGAAGCUAGUAGUUUAUGCAUCUGAUCAAACUCAUUCUUCUUUCGAAAAGGCUGUUAAGAUUUCUGGGAUUAAACUUGAAAAUUUUCGAAUUAUUCCAACAACAAAGGAUACUGAAUUUGCUCUAGACCCAAAAUCACUAAGUAGAACAAUUGAACAAGAUAUAAAAUCUGGAUUUAUACCCUUAUUCAUGUGUGCAACUAUCGGAACUACUUCAACAACUGUCGUUGAUCCAUUGAAGCUACUUUGUGAAAUUACAAAAGACUAUGGAAUUUGGGUACAUGUCGAUGCAGCCUAUGCAGGAGGUGCAUGCAUUUGCCCGGAAUUUCAACAUUUUCUUGACGGUAUUGAAAAUGCAAACUCUUUCAGCUUUAAUGCGCACAAAUGGUUAUUCUCCAAUUUGGAUUGUUGUUGCCUUUGGGUGAAAGAUCCAAGUGCUCUUACAAAUGCCUUGUCAACAAGGCCUGAAUACUUAAGAAACAAAGCCACUGAUACUGAACAAGUGGUUGAUUACAAAGACUGGCAACUUUCUUUAAGUCGUAGAUUCAGAGCGUUAAAGUUAUGGCUUGUGUUACGAAGCUAUGGGAUUGACAAUCUCAGAAAUUUCAUAAGAAGUCAUGUCAAAAUGGCUAAGCAUUUUGAACAACUUGUAUCCAUUGAUGAAAGAUUUGAAAUUGUGGCUCCUAGAAAUUUCUCUAUGGUGUGUUUUAGGGUUUCACCAUUAGCAUUGGGAAACAAACAAGUGAACAAGUUCAACAUGGAGCUUUUAGAGUCAAUUAAUUCAUGUGGUAAUAUACACAUGACUCAUGCUUUGGUUGGAGGUGUUUAUAUGAUCCGUUUCGCCAUUGCUGCACCUCUCACUGAGUAUAAACAUAUUGACAUGGCGUGGGAAGUCAUUUGUAACCAUGCGAAUGCAAUGUUAGACGUCAAUUAAUCGACAAAGAUAGCUCAACCAGAACCUUAAUUAUCUUUACAGUGUAUGUGUGUGGUUUGUCUUUUUCAGUUGUCAUCAAGUGCAUUAUUGUU